Messenger RNA from Pomacea canaliculata, 2481 nucleotides. RefSeq lists its product as uncharacterized. NCBI's taxonomy places the organism in Eukaryota, Metazoa, Mollusca, Gastropoda, Architaenioglossa, Ampullariidae. The record is from RefSeq and is a predicted model, not a curated record. The transcript is spliced from 9 exons. Bases 416 to 1843 code for a protein of 475 amino acids.
GUUUCACAUUUGACUCGUCGAUCAUUUUGCGUCGCAGACAGGUUUUUUAGAUACAAAAUUAUUAUUCAUAUUCCAGCAUGUUAUUUGCAAAACCCACACACCAUACACCAAGUUUCGGGUCUUUGUUAACUAUGAGCAUUAGAGACCAUUAGUCACAUAUUCCCUGAUUUCCUUCUUGCAACAGAUUAUCCUGGACAGCUUAUCAUCAGGUCGGUUUGAGACUUGGUAUCUGACUGUACUUACAGCGAGUAAGCCUUUGUAUGGAUCGUUGUACAUCAGAAAAUAUCAAACGAGGUGCAGUUCUUGACUUUAGUCUAGAAGUUAAUUUUGUGGCCAACUUUCCUCUAAAUACUGAAAGUUGAAACUUUCAUUGUUUUCUUAUUGAUAUUCAGACUGAAUUUGCAGCGACAAGGCAAUGACUGCAACGUCCUGGAUGCUCCUUCUACUGAUGUCUUGCCAGCAGGUUUAUGAUGCAAAACCUUGUAGAGACAAACAUCUUUGCUGUAAACAGGAAAGCUUUGCUCCUCGUCCAAAUCAGACUCAAAGAAGUGACACAUGCAAUCUAGCUUUCGGGAAUAAUGCCAGCCAGGAUUGCAGCAUCUGCGUAAAUGGAGAAAGGAGAGAACAAGCAGGACACAACCAGUAUACUCAACAGUAUUGCACGGUACCUGUGCAGGAUGAUGCGAGAGGGAACUGCAAAUGCUUCUUAUUAUGCAGUAAUAAAUUCUACGAGUGUGAAGUGUGUGAGUCCAAUGAUGGCCAACGUCCACACGUGUCGUCAGGGAAACAGACAGGAAAAAAUUCUUGGGACAAGAAGACCUUUGGGACCAUCAUCGGCGUCAUCGUUGUUAGCGUUGCUGUUGUUCUUAUUGUGACAUUCAGAAAGAAAAUUAACUGCUCCAGGGGAGACCAGAAUAACCAGUCUCAAAGAAACAGCAAGAGAAACUUGGAUGAGGAAGGGGUUUCAGCAGGGUGUUCCCGAUUCACCUCUCCCAGCGACCCUGACUCUAGCACUGGAAUGUACCGUCUUCAAAGAGAUCGGGAAGUCGGGAGAAACUACAGACCUCUAGGGCAAUCAAUCACACAAACAUCCUAUCAUUUCCAGCUACAGACUUCCAUUCAUCGGCCGUUCGAAGAUGAGAAUGAAGAUGAGAUAUACAAUGAAAUCAACGACGAAGACAUCAGGUGUUUCCCAGAACGCGGGUUAUUCCACAAUGCCACAUCUCGCCAGGUGUGCGAGGUCCCUCCGUCUUUUCUUGAGAGACAGUGGGAUCAAGCAGGAGGAGACGGAGGGUACUAUAAGAAGCUCGAUCGUCAUACUGCCAGAGACAAUCCCACAGACUGCAUGUCAGCUGCUAAUGAGAACUAUCAACGUCUUCCCGGUCCUCAACCUUCUGGUGGAUACGUGUUGGCGAAGGCAGUAACAGACGCCCACGUCCACUCCACGACAGCCCAUGAAGAGCCUUCAAAUAACAAGGUGCUCAGUGACAACACUCCCUUAAACAACAUUUCCAAUGACCACAAUCCCUAUGAUAACGCGUUUAGUGAUAACUCUCCCGAAAACAUUUCCGAAAAUCAUAGCCCCGAGGGUAGCGCUGUCUGCUCCAGUGACAACAAUCCCCAUGAUAACGCCUUUAGUGAUAACUCUCCCGAAAUCAACAUUUCCGCAAACCGUAACCCCUGCUCUCCCUAUGACAACAUUUCCAGUGACAACAAUCCUCAUGACAAAAGUCUCCCGGAGAACAAUGCUCACCAUGAGAACACUGAACAUAACAUUUCUGAUGACAAGACUCCACAUGAAGAGACUCACCUUGACCCCACUGCCCACGAACCUUGUCCAUGACUGUCCAGGACAGUAAUUUCAUCGACACUAACGCACCCCAGGACAACUCUCCCCCUGGCAACUCUUAUACUGAUAUCGAUGGUAGUGAAAACACUGUCUACGAUGACUUGCCUUAUGACAACAUUGCAAUCCACAUUCACCGUGACCAGAUCUCCUCGAAGUCACACCAGGUGAUUGUGAACACACUCUCAAUGAUAACUUUAACGACACUUCACAAGACCUCACCUGGUGACCCACUUCGUCAAAGCGACUGAGCAGACAUCACACCCUUGACAUCGCUAAAGACGUUCGCCACGUUCUCUAAGAACUCCAUCGUUCCUCUGAUGUUCGUGGAAAGCUAAUAUUGUUGAGUGGCUGUUGUCUUGACAUUGUUGUGCCAAGUAUUACAGAACAGUGAUUGCAUGAACGAUUACAAAAUGCUCUUGUAUCAUAUUUUAUGUGUAAUAUAAACAUUUGUUUUGUUUGUAAUUAUGAUCAAAUAGAUUAUAACACACCAAUUCUUUUCAUACAUUUUUGAAUAUUUUGUUUAACAUAUUGCCUUACAGUCAUUAUUUGUGAUCAUGCACCAUUAGAGUAGACUAACCAUCUUCCGUGCAAUAUCAUCAGCUCUUUUAUACUCAGCCCCAAGCUCUGAGAAA